Molecule: messenger RNA, 6402 nt
Organism: Physeter macrocephalus (sperm whale)
Lineage: Eukaryota; Metazoa; Chordata; Mammalia; Artiodactyla; Physeteridae
Gene: ZNF605
Product: zinc finger protein 605
Exons: 8
Coding region: 708-2732 (674 amino acids)
Biological process (GO): regulation of transcription by RNA polymerase II
Cellular component (GO): chromatin; nucleus; PcG protein complex
Molecular function (GO): DNA-binding transcription factor activity, RNA polymerase II-specific; RNA polymerase II cis-regulatory region sequence-specific DNA binding
Source: RefSeq, a predicted model, not a curated record
UCCGCGUCCGACCGGGGCCCCGGUGACCCCGGCGCGGACCGGCUCAGGGCCACGGCGGCGUGCGCACGAACCGGCUCCGGAGCCGGGUGCGGGGAAGGCGCGAGAGGACGGCCCUGCCGCGCAGGCGCCGAUUCCUGUUCAGGAAGGGCCGCUGGUUGCUGCAGUGUUGGAGUGUACCUGAGCCGUGUGCUCCUGGGAAGAUCCCCCCCUUCUCGGGUUCCGGGAAACAGCUGGCUGCAAAGAACCCCCUUCUCACAUGAUGCCCUUGUUUACCUGUGUGACAAGGCCAUAGGUGUCCCCUCAUGAAGGAAGUCACAUCCCUGUGUGACCCUGCUGUGAGCCCGUGGAGUCCUUGGCCCUGAUCCAAUAUCCGGCUGGUGUAAGUGACCUGGUGUAAGCGGUGGAGACAUUGGAAGUGGCUGAUAUUGGAGUAGAGAGCCAGCACCCCAGGCCAUUGCCCAUUCCCUGUCCUGCCUAGAAGUGAGUGGCGUUUUAUUCUGUAGUACCUGUGCCAGUGGUUUCAUCUAAGUGCCCCCGGGAAAAGGUGCUGCAGGGCCAUGGCCCUCAGGAGCACGAAAACUCAUGUGAAAUAAGAAAGAAGAGGCCUCAGGACUCGGGGUGCAUUCCCAGUCCACAGACCUUUGCCCAGAGACCUUUUUCCAGAGCAUCAGGACAGAGCAGAGCAGAUUUCCCAGGAACGGGGGAGAAUGAUCAAGUCACAGAUGUCAUUUGAGGACGUGGCUGUGGACUUCACCUUGGAGGAGUGGCAGCUGCUUAAUCCUACUCAGAAGACCUUGUACAGGGAUGUGAUGUUGGAGAACUAUAGCAAUCUAGUUUUCUUGGGUUAUCAAAUGAUCAAACCUGAGGCGAUUUUCAAACUGGAGCAAGAAGAGCCAUGGAUAUUAGGUGAAGAAAUCCUAAGUCAGAACUUUCCAGAAGAAGUCUGGCUAGAUAAUAAUCUCAAAAUGUGGCACCAGGAUAAUCAAGACAAGCUUAAAAGUAUGGAGAGAGGCCAUGAAUAUGACGUCUUUGGGAAAAUGUUUCAUUCAGGCAUUAACUUUGAUCAUUUAGGAAUGAGAUCCCAUAAAUGUGGCACAGGUGAAAAAAGUCUGAAACAUCCUUUUGAUUUUCUUAUUACAAAAAGUAACUGUGAAAGAAAAAAACUUGAUGAGCUUAAUAAGAAAUUACUAUUCUGUAUCAAGCCUGACAAAACCUGUGGUGGAAUAAAAUACUCUGAUUGCAGUAAAUGUAGAAAAGUCAGCAGUAAAGAGCCAGGGCUCAUUACAAACCAAAUAGCACAUACAGGAGUCUGUUUAUGCAUGGAAUGUGGUAAGGUUUUUAACAAAAAGUCACAGCUCAUUAUACAUCAGAGAACUCAUACAGGAGAGAAGCCCUACGGAUGCCGUGACUGUGGGAAAGCUUUCUCCCAGAAGUCAUUACUCACUAUUCAUCAAAGGACUCAUUCAGGAGAAAAGCCAUACGGGUGUGGUGAAUGUCAAAAAGCUUUCAGCAGGAAGUCACUGCUCGUUUUACAUCAGAGAACUCAUACGGGAGAGAAGCCCUAUGGCUGCAGUGACUGUGGGAAGUCCUUUAGCAGGAAGUCACAGCUUCAAAGGCAUCAGAGAACCCACACAGUAGAGAAGCCCUAUGGCUGCAAUGACUGUGGGAAGGCCUUCUCCCAGAAAAUAAGGCUCAUUACACAUCAGAGGACACACACAGGGGAGAAGCCCUACAAAUGUAGUGAUUGUGGAAAAGCCUUCUUUUGGAAGUCACAGCUUAUUACUCAUCAGAGGGUUCAUACAGGAAAGAAACCGUAUGCAUGUAGUGAGUGUAAAAAAGCCUUCAGCAGGAACUCACUCCUCAUUAGGCAUCAGAGGAUCCACACAGGAGAGAAGCCCUAUGAAUGCAGUGAAUGUGGUGAAGCCUUCAUCAGAAAACCGCAACUUGUCAAACAUCAAAUGACUCACACAGGAGAGAAAAACUAUCAGUGCAGGAACUGUGAAGAAGCCUUCUUUAAGAAGUCAGAACUAAUUAGACAUCAGAAAGCUCAUUUAGGAGAAAAACCCUAUGGAUGUGUUGAAUGUGGAAAAACCUUCUUUGGGAAGUCACAGCUCCUGACACAUCAGAGAACUCACACUGGAGAGAAACCUUACGAAUGCAGUGCCUGUGGGAAAGCCUUCACCCAGAAGUCCAGCCUGGUAUCUCAUCAGAGGACACACACAGGGGAGAAACCCUAUGAGUGCAGCGAGUGUGGGAAAGCCUUCAGUGAGAAGUCAAGCCUCAUUCACCAUCAAAGAACCCACACUGGAGAGAAACCCUUCGAAUGUAGUGAGUGUAGGAAAGCUUUUGCCUGGAAGCCACAGCUUCUUAGGCAUCAGAGAAUUCAUACAGGGGAGAAACCCUAUGAAUGCAGUGAGUGUGGGAAGGCAUUUGUUCAGAAAGUACAGCUCAUUAAGCAUCAGAGAAAUCAUACAGGAGAGAAGACCUAUGGAUGCAGUGAUUGUACAAAAGCUUUCUUUGAGAAGGCGCAGCUCAUUAUACAUCAGAGGAUUCAUACAGGAGAGAGACCCUAUAAAUGUGGGGAUUGUGGGAAAUCUUUCACUAGAAAGUCGCACCUUAUGAGGCAUCAGAGGAUCCAUACAGGAGAUAAAUGCUAUAGAUGCAGUGAAUGUGGGACAGCCUUCCACAGGAAGGCACAGCUCCUGAUACAUCAGAGAAGUCAUAUGCUGUAGACACGGGGCGAGUGCGGUGAGUAUGGGGAGUCUGCCAUCAGGUGUCAGGCCCCUCACACUCCAAGGACAUGUACAGGAGAGAAACCCUGUCACUGCAGUGACUGUCUCACCAUACAGAAUUCAGAAAGAGAACUUUUCUUAAGUAGGCAAUAUAGGAAAGCCUUCUCCCAGAAAAAACUUAUUACAUAUUGAUGGCUCCUCAGUGUGGAAGUCUUAUCAGUAUUGUGAUAAGUACAGAUCUUUCCAUCAAAAGUGACAGCCUAUUAAAUAUUUAGAAGACCUAAACAGGAGAAAAACUCAAUUGUCAUAACAAGUGAAAGAUUUCACCGGGAAAGGGUAACUCAGAGUACACUAGAGAAUACAUACACAAAGGAAAUACUGAGUAUUAUAUAUUAGAAAUCUCAUGCAGAGGAGUAGUCCUAAUAAUUUGAAGAAUUUGAUAAGCAUGAUCCUAUUAAAAUAAUUCUAAAAGAAAGAUGUGUACAUUGUAUAUAAAUUAUUAUAAGAAAAUAGGCAUUUUAAAGUGGUAGCUGUGUUUUAUGUGUGAAGACUUCUGCUUUCUGCUAUGGUGCUAUAGGAAGAACCAGAUAAACUCUCCUGCCUUAAGCAGCUAGAAACUGUACCAUUUAUGAAAUAGUGGUUUUUAGACAUAUGUCAAACACAGGUUUGUGAUCCCUGGCAGGAGGUGGACAAGGUGAGGAGAGCCCCACGACUGCCCAGCCUAGACCCUGGGGGCAGCGUCCAGGCUGCAGGUCAGGGAGGGGAAUGAACGUGGUCCUGCUGGACUGAAGAGAGUUGCUGAGUUGGCGUCUGGGGAGCCCUGGUGGCUAGAAUUUGCAGGGAAAAGUGCUGGAUAGGAAGGAGCUUCCCAGAGAGGGCCUGCAGAAAUCCACAGUGAGUCCCCCUUUGAGUCUGUGGGCUUUAGCGCUGAAGCUGAGACCAUGAGAGCGGCACUGGGGAGCAAUGAGCUGGGCGAGCCCUGGAGCUCAGCGCAGGUGGGGACAGUUCACGUUCCCACCAGCCACACAAAAGCACGUGGGCAUCAAGAGAGUUCCCAGAACAAUACUGUCUUGGUGGGGAGGGUAACUAACCCUAGAUUAAAAGCUACUACUCUACCCACCGUGACUGACGUCCAAACACUUACCUGGCAUGCCAAGGGGCAGGAACAUAUGACUUGUAACCAGGAGGGAAAUCAGGCAGUAGAAAGAGAAAUGACUGAAGUGAUUGGAAUUAGUAGACAAGGAUGUUCAAAUAGCUGUUGUAAGUAUAAAGUAGAGGAAAACAUGAAUUUGACGACACAUGAGUGAGUGGAAGAUAUAUUUUUAAAAGCUCAAAUGGAACUUCUCAGGAUGAAAACAACAUCUGUAAAUUAAAAAAAAACUGGAUGGAAUUAAGAACGUAUUAGACAUAGAAGAAGGAAAACAAUCAAUGAAUUUGAACAGUAAGUAUAAAAAUUAUCCAGAUGAAUGAUACACACAGAGAGAAAAAGACUGGGGGGAAAGGAGAACAGGGAAUUAGUUACUGUGGCGUAACACACAUGGAAUGGGAGGUCCAGAAAGAGAGGAGGGAGAAAAAGGAUUUGGAUAAACGAUGGCUGAAAAAUAUCCACAUAUGAUGAAAAGUAUAACUCCACAUAUUCAAUAAGCUCAAAGAACCCAACACGUAAGAAACAUAAAGUUGCCAAUGGACAUCAUCUUCAAAUUGAUGAAAACCAGUGUUAAAGAGAACGAUUGUAAAAAGCCUGGAGAAAAAGAUACAACACGUUCACAGAACAAAGAAUAACAACAACUUUUGGUCAGAGGGCUUCUCUGGUGGCGCAGUGGUUGCGCGUCCGCCUGCCGAUGCAGGGGAACCGGGUUCGCGCCCCGGUCUGGGAGGAUCCCACAUGCCGCGGAGCGGCUGGGCCCGUGAGCCAUGGCCGCUGAGGCUGCGCGUCCGGAGCCUGUGCUCCCCAACGGGAGAGGCCGCAGCAGAGGGAGGCCCGCAUACCACAAAAAAAAAAAAAAAAAAAAAAGCACAAAACUUUUGGUCAGAAACUAUGCAAACUAGAAGACAGCAGAGUGACAUCAUUAAAUUAUGAAAGAUAAAAAAGAAACCCCUGCAACCUGGAGUUCGGUUGCCUGUCAAAAACAUCUUCCAAAAGUGAAAACAAAAAAGACUUCAAGGAAACAAAAUCAGAGAGAGUUCCUGCCGUAAGGAAACAUUGAAGGAAGUUUGGGGUCAGCAAGAAAAGAACACUCUGAAAAUGGUGAAUGUGUGGGUGAAUAUGAAAGAUUUUUUUCCUCAUUUUAAAAUCUUUCAAAAAGUUAAUGGACUGCUUAAAACCAAAGUAAUGACAACAUACUUGGGGUUAUGAUCUAUUUAGAAGUAAAGUGUACGACUACAAUAGCACUUAAGUGUGAAUCUUUAAAAAUAGUUGAACAGACUGUGUCGUCUGAGACAGGGGCUCGGGAUGACUUGUGUUUGUAGCAACUGCACGAUGGAAGCUGUCUGUGUUAUGGAUCUGUGCACGUCUCCACACCCAUUGUCCUUUUUCUGCUCUGCAUGCCCAGAGGAAGUGCACGACUGCUUCCUAGGGUUUCUGCUCAGGUUCACACAGGGAGGUAUGUGUCAGCCCUCCCUCCCUCCUGCUGGUCUACAGACACCCAGAUGGCUGCAGCUCCCUGCUUGUCAGAUGUGAGGAUGUUAACUGCUUCUGGGGGCUUCACCAUCCCUGGUUGGUUUUCUUAAUUGUGAACACAAAUCUGUAAAUAGUCCCUUUAUUAAAUGUUCCUGAGUUAAUAAUUUGAGUGUAACAUUUGUUUUCUGUGACGUGUUAAAAGAUGAAUGUUUGACCAAAUUUUGAGUAUCAGUUACUGGUCCACGGGGCAUAGAGUGACAUCUGUCAAGAUUUCUCACACUCAACAUCAGUGUUUUCUCUUUGUGUUUUAAUAAUUCAGUAGAAAUUAUAACAGAGUUCUUUGCGUUUUUUGUUUUGUUUUGCUGCAAACAUAAAUGGCUCUGGAGAUCAUUACCAUCUGUUCCAUAUGCCGGUGGUUUUGCAGUUAUUACUAGACUUUCUUCACUGAUAGAAACCAAAAUGUUUAUGAGGUCUUUAUGCUGCCUCUGGGUUAGCUGAACGCCUUACAAGAAAGCGUUGUUAUUUAUGCUAAAUGUGUACAGACGAGAAAAAGGUAGCCCAUUACUGAGUGAAGAAAGAAAGGAAUGAUGUACUGUACUUCCCUGUACUCUCAGUUUAAAAACUUGUGCUGCGCCAUUAAAAUACUCUUAUUCAAUAUUCUGCUGUUUUUAUUAUAAUUCACAUAGUCUGUCACCCGUAGACAAGAUUUCCCAUCUCAGGAGUCAGAAUCACCCCAGAGAAGCUCUUCAAAGGCUCCACACCAGUUCCCAUCACAAACACCAUGCCAAAUUGAAUAUCAGCUUUUCUAAGAUUAAAACAGAGGUGCUUCAGGUAUAACCUCAUGAAGCCUAGUAAAUUAGGUGGAAGUAGACUGUUAGGCCCGGUGUGGAGCACACUCCCCUGUCAUUUAUCAGACAUCCUCUCUCACCCAGUCUUUCUCUCCUGCUGACACGCAAACCUCAUUUGAAGGGAAAUAAUUGCCAUCAGGCUACACAGCGGUAUUUUUGCUAACAGUUGGAUUUGCAUUUCAAUCUGCAUUUUGAAGAAGCU